UCGUAGGAUACGACGCAUCAAGCGGACGGAUUAUAUGUGUGUGUAUGUUUGUAAUCAACAGCUGACCGGUGUUAUUUUGGACAGAGACGAGAUACGCAUAAAUUUAAUAGUGAAAUCACAACCCAGCAAUAUGUUAUUGUCAUUUCCUUCUCUAUCGUGAAAAACAUGUAAAGCAAGGUUUGCCAGAAAUCCCUAAAUAAGUGAACUUAGAAAGGAUGAUUCAGAAUUGAUAAAGGUUUAUCGUAAAGAUAUAUAAAGUGUAAAAUUAUAUCAGAAGUGUUACACAAGAAAUAUGUCAGACUUCGAGAAAAACAUGUAAAGCAAGAUUUGCUAGAAAUCUCUAAAUAAGUCAACCUUGAAAGGAUGAUUGAUAAUUGAUAAAGGUUUAUCGUAAAGAUAUAUAAAGUGUAAAAUUAUAUCAGAAGUGUUACACAAGAAAUAUGUCGGACUUCGAAAAUCUAACAAUCAAGCAACCCAUUAGACGCUUAGAAAUCCAGAUUAAUAAUUUUAAAGUCGCUAUUCCACAUCAUGUCGAUUUGUUACAACGACACAAGAACAACAUUAGAAAGUAUCAAGAACAGCGUGAUUGGGAACGAAUACAAAGAGAACAUGCGAAUGUCUCUCGAAUUAUCAAACAGUUAAAAGAAUUAUUGUAUCAAAUGGAUACUCUCAGAGCACAAGUGCUCGACAAUGAUAUUGAACAAUUUGACAAACUAACCGCAAAUGCACGAACAAGUAUUAUGGAUGCAAUCAAAGAAUAUUUAGAAAUGGAGUUAAAUUUGUGGUUAACACCACCGUCGACACCAACAAAUACAAGUGAGUUGCCACAUCCACUUGCUAAUGUCCAAUUACAAGUAGAACAGGAAGAUUUGCAGCAUCAACAAGAUUGUUUGCAAGUCUGGAAUUCUUUGCAAGGAGAUAUACAACAGCUGCACGAACUUUUCGUUGAGUUUGACAAGGUUGUAAAUGAUCAGAAAGAAAUGAUAGUUAAUACGGAAAAUAACAUUGAAGAAACCCAGAUAAAUGUAAGGAAGGGUGCAACAUUUUUGGAGAAAGCCUCAAAAUAUAAAACUGCUGCUUACCCUCUAGCAGGCGCUUUGUUAGGUACAUGUAUAGGAGGACCUAUAGGUUUGAUAGCAGGAUUGAAAAUCGGUGGGCUUACUGCAGCAGGCUGUGGUUUUUUAGGUUUUACGGGAGGAGCAUUGUUGAGGAAGAAACAGAUAGAUUCACAUAAAGUAGAAACGCUUUCUAACGAUUCAGUUACCGAUGCCACAAAUGUUAAAAAAUCUGCCUCUUGUCCUGAAAAUUUGGAAAUGGACAAAAAGCUAUUGUGACAGAACGUUACUUCGUCAAAAUGUGAUAUUAGUGUUAAACGUAGAAAGAAAUGUAAUAUUGUGUAAUUUUUAAUCAUUACGAUAUUUGUACGUUUCAUUGUUUUACAUUUUUAUCUAGUUUUCUUGUUUUUAACAUUUUUGGCAUCGUACCUAUAAUUAUUUUUUUAUUAUUAUUGGGAAACAAUUAAAAUAAGUUUGUACAACUGAUUCAGACUAUAUAUUUUUCUAAAGUAUAGACGGUCUAUUUUGCAACGUAUUGUGAAUUCACCAUACUUUGCAUAUCUUCGUAGAAGUGAUCAUUUGCAAUAAAUACACAGCUCGUAAAUUCUCGUCGUGCACGGCCAUGUUCGAGUUAACGGUAGGUAGAUUUUGUUUUACAAAAUAAUGACGUUAGUAUGCCUUUCGCGUGCCUUCUUAUCGCUUCAAGCUACUCAAUAUAUGUAUCGUGUUUAACGAUAUUUUUUUGGUAGCAGUGGUAGCCUUGUAUAUUCGCUUAUCUAUAAAUUACUACGGUCACAGCCAUGUAUGUUUCCGAGUAAAAGUUAGUAAAACGACACAAGUGCACAUGAUGCAUUGCGUUUGUAAAAUAAAUGGCUAUAUCAAUUUACGAUAUUUUUUUAUCACGAGGUACUUUACACUUGAAACGGACUAAGUUGAAUUAUUUGGAAGAAAUUACUUUCGACGCUCAUCAACAUAAGAAAUGUACAUUGAAUAAGAUAUAAUAGCUUUUUAUAUAAAUUGACGAAAUUCACGUGCGUAGAUAGUUGAAACUACAGAUAUUUUACUUUCUAUAAUAAAUAUGAUAUUGUAAGAAUAUGCGAUUGUAAGAAUCGAGCGAAUCGUAUGAAUCUCUUACAUAUUAUAAUUAUAUACUGGGAAUGUGAUAAUGUGGGAAAAUAACACUCGUGAAGAAGUUGAGUUCUCUACAAAAGGCACCCAAUACAGUAUAUUUAGCAAGUAAUAAAAUACAUCGGUGUUAGACACGGUACAAUACUGAAAUAAUCGUGUUAUUAAAUGUAAUAUAUACAUUUCAUUCAUAAUGAAAAUACUUAAUCUAUAGGGACUAAAGAGUGUUCUAUAUACUUAAAAAAAUAUUAAUAAAUAUCUAAGAACGUG
Molecule: messenger RNA, 2450 nt
Organism: Dinoponera quadriceps
Lineage: Eukaryota; Metazoa; Arthropoda; Insecta; Hymenoptera; Formicidae
Gene: Syx17
Product: syntaxin-17
Exons: 5
Coding region: 441-1334 (297 amino acids)
Biological process (GO): vesicle fusion; exocytosis; intracellular protein transport
Cellular component (GO): plasma membrane; endomembrane system; autophagosome membrane
Molecular function (GO): SNARE binding; SNAP receptor activity
Source: RefSeq, a predicted model, not a curated record